This is a messenger RNA of Trifolium pratense (red clover), 1109 nucleotides long. RefSeq names its product protein LURP-one-related 15-like. The transcript has 4 exons. The coding region runs from base 71 to 652 and encodes 193 amino acids. NCBI's taxonomy places the organism in Eukaryota, Viridiplantae, Streptophyta, Magnoliopsida, Fabales, Fabaceae. The record is from RefSeq and is a predicted model, not a curated record.
AAUUCAUUCUACAUUCAACAAAGACAAACAUCUCUAAAACUCAUUCUUUGAUAUUAAUUCAAUCAUCAUCAUGGCAAAUCAACAUCCACCACUCUCUACAACUGCCAUCAUCAACCCUCAAUACUGUGCUCCAGCUACACAUGCUAUUGAUUUGAUAAUCACAAAGGAAAAGACUUUAAGAGAUAACUUCACUGUCAAAGACAUCAACGACAACAUCGUUUUCACCGUUAAAAGUUCACUUGUAACCUUUGUAACACCCCGCCAACACCGUUUCUUAUUUGAUGCUAACGGAAAUCCCAUUCUCCAUCUUCGUAGAUCGCUGCUAGCAGCUGAUGAUAGUUGGAAAGCAUAUAGAGGUGAAAGCUCAGAACCAAAGGAUCUUAUCUUUACUAGGAAGCGUUCUUCAUUAAUACAACUAAGGACCAAAUUAAAUGUGUUUUUGGCAAAUAAUAACACAGAAAUUUGUGACUUCACUGUCAAAGCAAAUUUAUCUGGACAAUCUUGGAAUGUUCAUAUUGGUGAAUCCAACAAUGUUGUUGCUCAGAUAAAUAAGAAGCAUGGCACUAUGGUUAGCAGGGAAAAGUUCAUGGUCACUGUGUACCCCAACAUUGAUUAUGCAUUCAUUGUGGCUCUAGUUGUGACCCUUGAUUAAGUUUUCUAUCUCUGCUUCUAGCCUAGUCAGGGUAGCCCUCAGGGCAGCCCUCGAGGAAGUACUCUAGUUCAGAAGAUUCGACAAAUAUUCGAGCUAGAUUGGAAGUUCAUUGUGCAUCAUUCCUAUCGUAAAGUCAACCAGUGUACUAAUGUCUUGGCUAAUAUUGAUUGUUCCUUGGCGGAUGGUAGCAGAUUCUUUGAGACUUCCUACUAAGUUGAGUCAUGUGUUGCUGAUGUUAUGGGGAUUACUACCCCGUGCUUAAUCUCGUUGUAGUUUUUUUUUCCUUUGGCCUUGUAAUAAAAUAAAAAUUAAGGUUUAGGUCUACAUUUUAUGAUGAGCUAAUGUACGGAAACAUAUUGUCUCCCGUCAGAAUCACACACGGGAGGGAAUAAAGUGUGGAUCCACACCCUCCAUUUAUUUAUUUUAAUUAUUGAAACACAUGUAAAAAAUUAAUGAA